AUGUCUUCCACUAAUAUAUAUUCACAGCUAGGAAAAAUGGCGAGUCUGAGAUCAGGCAGUGGGGUGCAGGUGGUAACUCCUAGUGAAGACCACACAUUUCUGUUGGAUGAAGAAGCUCUCCAGAAGCUGUUGCUGCGUCCGGACGUGAAGGACCGGCCGGUGGUGCUGCUGUCCGUGGCGGGAGCCUACAGGAAGGGGAAGUCAUUUCUCCUCGACUUUUUCUUACGAUAUUUGGAUCACACGUACAACAAUGGAGACGGAGGCGGUGAGUGGUUGGGAACAGAGGAUGAGGCCCUGAAGGGGUUCCCAUGGCUCGGUGGCUCCGAGCGGCACACUACUGGCAUCCAUCUCUGGUCACAACCCUUCAAGGCCACCACUUCCAGUGGGGAAAAGGUGGUGAUCCUCCUGAUGGACACGCAGGGCACCUUCGACAGUAACUCUACGGUGAAGGACAACGCCACGGUGUUCGCACUGUCCACCAUGUUGUCCUCUGUCCUCAUCUACAAUCUCUCGCAAAAUAUCGAAGAAGAUGACUUGCAGCAUUUACAGUUAUUCACAGAGUACGGACGGGUGGCGCUGGAUGAGACGGGAGGCAAACCGUUCCAGCGCCUUCAGUUCCUCGUGAGGGACUGGUCCUUCGCAUACGAUCAUCCAUACGGACCGGUUGGAGGAGAACAGCUGCUCAAGAAACGACUUCUGGUCCGUGACACCCAACACGAAGAGUUGCAGAAAGUGCGUCAAGAUAUCGCGCGCUGCUUCGAGGAAGUCACCUGCUUCCUGCUGCCGCAUCCGGGACUCAAAGUGUCCACUGACCCUCACUUUAUAGGAAAACUGUCUGACAUUGAUCCUGAAUUUAAGUCGUGCUUGAAGAAGCUGGUGCCAAUGUUACUGGCGCCUGAGAACUUGGUCCCUAAACAGAUUGGAGGACAGAAGGUGAAGGCACGCGACCUUCUGAACUACUUCAAGAGCUACGUGGACGUGUUCAAUAGCGAGGAGCUGCCCAACCCCAUGACUAUACUGCAGGCGACUGCAGAAGCAAACAACACAUCAGCAUCAUCAGAAGCGCGCAACGUGUAUGAGACGCUCAUGGACGAGAUCUGUGGCGGCACCAAGCCAUACCUACCACAACAAGUGCUGGAACAGGAACAUCACAAGUGUCUCAACAAGGCACUGCACUCCUUCGACAGUAAGAAGAAGAUGGGAGGCGAGGAGAUGGCCACCAAGUUCAAACAAUUACUUGUCAAGGAUCUAGAGGACCUGUUCGAUCAGUUGAAGGCGCACAACGAGAGCAAGAACAUGUACCGAAUGUUCAGUACUCCCGCGGUGUUCGCGGCGCUAUUCCUGUGUGGGUACUUGCUGAGCGUGCUCGGCGACACCUUCAGAGUUCAGACGCUCGUUGCAAUCGGACAGGCCGUCACCAUCGGGGCUGCUGUCAUGCUUGGAGUCUGGAUCUAUACUAGGAUGACAGGCAAUUUACGAGAGGUGGGGAUACAACUAGAUGACAUAGCAAACAAGAUACGAUCCUUUCAGUGGCCGGGCGGGCGACAGUGCGGGGGCCCGCGCCGCCAUCACAACACCUUGUGCUUCCCGUUCUGCGCGGGCGGGGCGGGCCCGCUGCCGCCGCCCAGCGCGCGCUCCGCCGCCGCCGCCGCCGCGUGCUCCAUGCCCUUCUCGAUACACGCCUGGUACGUCGGCUUCAUUAGCUGGAAAACACAUACAAUAUUAAUAACGAGUCUAACAAAAGUGUCUCCAAUGACAUUGCUAUACUGUUUAUAA
Molecule: messenger RNA, 1776 nt
Organism: Spodoptera littoralis (African cotton leafworm)
Lineage: Eukaryota; Metazoa; Arthropoda; Insecta; Lepidoptera; Noctuidae
Source: the annotation of a GenBank genome assembly